CUUGAAAUCUUCCAUGUAUAGUUGUCUCUACUUCAAUUCAAAUUACAUGCAUGCAUGUGAUUAUGCAUGUCACCCCCAAACAUGAAACAGCCCACCAUGUUGUCUCUACCUAUAUAUACACAUCCGGCCAGUAAUAUAAAAAAUUAUAAACCACACCCAGUAAUAUUCUCUUAGUGUGCAUUAUUAAUUGUCCAAAUUAACCCCAAACUAGCCAAAAAUGGCCUGCGUUUCUUUCUUCUCCUCCACCACCACCACCCCAAAUGUUUCCCAUUUUGCCCCACAAACUCGUCGUCGACUUCACGUCGUAGCAUGCAACGGUAAUGCCGCCGGCGAGGAAAAGCGCCACCUUGACGCCGGCGGGUGUAAGUUUGAUAGGAGAAACAUGUUGGUUGGUUUGGGAGGGCUGUAUGGAUACGGGGCUCUAACCAAUCCACUCGCCUUCGCGGAGCCCAUCAGCGCAUGGAAAUGCGGCCCGGCCCAACUGCCCAAGUACGUUGACCAGUCGCUGAACUGCUGCCCUCCGUUGACCGGCGGGGAAGCAAACAUAGUUGACUUCAAGUUCCCACGUGGGCCCACCACUAUGCGAGUGAGACCGGCGGCCCAUGUGGCGGCUGACGAUGAGGCGUACGUGGACAAGUUCACCAGAGCCGUCGACCUCAUGAAAGCACUUCCCGACGACGAUCCCCGGAGCUUCCGUCAACAGGCCAACAUCCAUUGUGCCUAUUGCAACGGCGGGUAUAAUCAGGGCGGGUUUCCUGAGCAAGAGUUUCAGAUUCAUAGCUCCUGGCUCUUUUUUCCCUUUCAUCGCUGCUAUCUGUACUUCUUCGAGAGAAUUUUGGGCAAACUUAUCGACGACCCCACUUUUGCGAUGCCGUUUUGGAACUGGGACCACCCCGCCGGCAUGACGAUGCCGGCCAUGUACACACAAGACCCAAAAUCUCCUCUCUACAACAGUUUUCGCGACGCCAAACACCAGCCGCCAAACAUUGUUGAUUUGGACUGGAACGGGACCGAUAAAGAUAUGCUUAGUAAUGAAGAGCUUGUGUCUUAUAAUCUCACUACGAUGUACCGUACAAUGGUGUCGCUCGGACGGACCACUAGCAAGUUCUAUGGGAGCCCGUACCGAGCAGGAGACGAGCCCAACCCCGGUGCGGGGUCCCUGGAGCUCAGCCCACACAGCUCGGUCCAUUUCUGGACCGGGGACCGGACACAACCCCUAGGGGAGGAUAUGGGGAGCUUUUACGCCGCCGGUAGGGACAUGUUGUUCUAUGCCCACCAUGGUAACAUCGAUAGGAUGUGGUGCGUUUGGAAAAAUUUAGGAGGAGGGCAUCGUCGAGAUUUCUGUGACCCGGACUGGCUCGACACGUCAUUCAUUUUUUACGAUGAAAACGCGCAGAUGGUCCGCAUCAAGGUCCGAGAUUGCUUGGACUCAAAAGAUCUUGGAUACGUAUUUCAAGACGUGGAGAUCCCGUGGACCAACUACCGCCCGACCCCACGUGUCUCUCGGGUUUUGAGAACAAAAAAUAAGCUCUCGAGAGACAGGAUGACGGGUCAGGGGGGCUUUAUGCUCAUCUGGCAUCCAGGGACACUUGACAAAGUGGUGAAGGCAAUGGUGAGAAGGCCUAUAAGGAAAAAGAAGAGAAGCCAGAAGUAUAUGGGUGAUGCUAAUGAAAACAAGGAAGAAGAAGAAACUCUUUUGAUAGAAGGAAUAGAGUUAGAGAAGGAUAUUUUUGUCAAGUUUGAUGUCUUAAUCAAUGAUGAGAGUGUCAGUGCUACACCAAUGGACACCGAGUUUGCAGGAAGCUUUGUGAGCGUGCCACAUGGCGGUCACCAUAAGCAUGAUAGGAAGAUCAUCAAGACAAAUCUGAGGCUAUCCCUAAAUGAGCUCUUGGAAGAUUUGGGUGUUGAUGCAGAUAAUGAUGAGUGUGUGUUGGUGACUAUCGUUCCAAGGGCAGGAUGUGAGGCUGUGAAGAUUGGAAGUGUCAAGAUUGUGCUUGAGGAUGAUUAAUUAGUUCACUAAUUAAUUAACAUGUUUAUUAGGAUGUUCGAGCAAGUCAUUAACUUAGCUUGCAUUCUGAGAACGCAGGUUGUAAGACUUCAAUAUUUCUUCACUUUAAUUUCCC
Messenger RNA from Cuscuta epithymum, 2123 nucleotides. NCBI's taxonomy places the organism in Eukaryota, Viridiplantae, Streptophyta, Magnoliopsida, Solanales, Convolvulaceae. The record is from the annotation of a GenBank genome assembly.